AUGUCGAGUGUCCAAGCUCUGGCUAAUAUCGAUACUAGCCUACUCGCGUUAGAAAAUACUACUCAAAUCCUCCAAGGACAGACUAAGCGGUUUGGAGAACAGCAAAGACUGAAGGCCAAGCAGGGAGAUGAGAAAGUUGUUGACCAGGAAGAUACCGCCGGCGAUCUCGAAGCUCAGGCCUCUGCCGACACUGGCGAGCUCCGCAAGGAAGUAUCCAAAGGGCAGAGAGCUGAGGCAGAUGGCUUUACGAUACAAAGCCUUCGAGAGCGUAUCAUACACUUAGAAGAAGAAGAGAAGACCAGGCUGGAAGCAGAGAAAGAUAUUGUGUGCGAAUGGAUCCAACUAUGGUCCAUCGAGCAUGAAAUGAGGCUAUCAUUGGAAUCAACCGCCAACGUCGACGCCGCCAAUCUGAUCAGGAGCCAAAACGGGCAACUGAAGGACGCAAAAGCGAAUAUUCGCGCGCUUGAAUGUGAGCUUCAGGCGUACAAAGAUCGACAUGGGUCUCUGGGGCGCCCAUUAUUUCGCGGACCAUCUUGGGGGCCAAGCAGUUGGCUGCAACAUACACCGCCGUCAACACCCUCAAGCUUGCAUUUACACCAGCAUCAGUUUCGACACAUACGGCCCAAAGUCCGUCUACCUACCAUUGGAGCAGGCCAGGGCACCAGCUUCGUCACUACUCCUGGCCAGUCACAAGAGGUCAAUGGGUCACCAGCUCCCACUCCUCGCUUAGGUGGUGGGCCCUCUCAACCCAGCUCGAGCUUUGUACCUACUCUUAGCCACCCUCGAGUGGUCAACGAGGCUCCGGCUUCCGCCGAUCGCCUGGGCCAAAAGGUUCUCAACCCCCACUCGAGCAUUGUUCCUAGUCCUAGCCAAUCUCCAGUGGUCGACAAGACAGCGAUGUCAACUGCUCCGUCGGGUCAUGGGGUCUUCGAGCCCAACCUUCCGCGCAAUCCAGUCAGUCAGCGUCUUCGCAUGCAAGAUCAGUCUCAGCGACGUGCUACAGUCCUCCCACAUUUGAGGCAUCUACAAAUGGCACCGCAGCCAGCUGGUACUACUCACAUACAACCUGAAUUGCCAAGGCCACAGCCAGACACGCCUUCAAGAUCAAGAGACGCGCAGGAUACAGAGUCCUGGGUCCAGACACAGGUGAACCAUACUUUCUACAACUGGAUUGAUGGGAUGUGGCAGGCAGAGGACUCCUGA
Molecule: messenger RNA, 1203 nt
Organism: Letharia columbiana
Lineage: Eukaryota; Fungi; Ascomycota; Lecanoromycetes; Lecanorales; Parmeliaceae
Exons: 1
Coding region: 1-1203 (400 amino acids)
Source: RefSeq, a predicted model, not a curated record